This is a messenger RNA of Chrysoperla carnea, 1150 nucleotides long. RefSeq names its product transmembrane protein 248-like. Bases 218 to 1060 code for a protein of 280 amino acids. The transcript has 7 exons. The record is from RefSeq and is a predicted model, not a curated record. Lineage: Eukaryota; Metazoa; Arthropoda; Insecta; Neuroptera; Chrysopidae.
GAUAUUCUGUGUUUUUUCCUGUACCCUUAUGAAAUUAUGACUUGACCUCAAUUCAUGUGAAGCUAUCUACAAAUUUAAAAUAAUGAAAUUGUUGAUAUCUCAGUUUGACAUAUAAAUCUGUCUAAUAAAUGUCAAUAAAAAAUUUUAAUUUCCACGUUUAACUACAAUUCAAAAAUAAUGGCAAUAAUUUUUAAAGAACUUUCGUACUAGACGUACGAUGGUUGUUGGAGGCCCGUUUGUUAGUUUACGGGGGUUUGCUACUUCCCGACCACCUUUACUUGUAUUUACUUUAUGCCUUACAGCUUUUGCCUUGACAACAUUAUGGUUAUCAUAUUUUGUUCGUAAUGAGAAUGAAUUACAAAAUAUUGACGCACAUCGGGAUUGGAAAUCACUUAUACGUUAUUUGAGUGCUCAAGAACUUUGUAUCCAGCAUUCAUCUUCAUCUGCAUCGUAUGUGUACAACAAUCAUAUCGCGUUCAAUAAUGACACGUUAGAUUAUGCAAACGUGUCAGUACAUAUUUUAGCCACGCUGAAUGUUGCUUCAUUGCCACCGAAUAUUAGCUAUGUAAAUGGCUAUCUUUUAGUAUCAGGGUGGAAGAGUUUAUGUCCAACAGCGACUCCAUUUUCAGAUACUUCACUUGGAAUAUCAUUUAAUUUGGAUAAUGUAAAUGUACAACAAAACAGCAGCAAAGUACAAGAUGUGUGUGUUACAUUAACUGGCCCUAAAACUAUUCUAUCAAUGGCAAGCUCACCUCCUGCAUGUGCAGCUGCACCGUCUCAACAGGCAUCGGGGAUAUUGGUUACAAGAGCUGGCCCACCAGCCUUAGGUGAACGUGUUGAUGCUUGGUGUACAGAUGGUGUUACAGCUCGUCUGUCUUAUAAAAUAAAUCCUGAAAAUUCGGUUGUUUUAAGUAUUACGGAUCGAUCCAUAAUAAAUCUUCAUUUAGUUCACACUAGUUACUUUUUAUUUGUAAUGGCAAUAACAUUAAUAUGUUAUGCUGUUAUUCGUGGUAAACCAAAAAAUAAGUUAUCUAUUGAUAAGGUGCUAUUAGAUACUUAAAUAUCAGAGAUUCCCAGUUCGUGUAAUUAUAAUUAUUUUUUUAAUUUGGUUGUGAUAUAUUUUGUGUCAUAAAUAAAUAAUUAACACAGC